AUGUUACUAAAAGCAAAGGCAUCUGAUGGAUCUUCUCAUACUUUGCGCGCACUCGUCGACACCGGGUCAGAAGCCAGUUUUGUCACCGCACGCUGCGCUGACAAAUUAUCACUACAACGUCGACGAUGUACGUCACAAGUACGUCCUUUCGCUGGGUCAACAAUUAAUAUUGUUUCCGGAAUUGUUACGAUCACUCUAUCUGCCGUUUCCACAAGUGAACCAACUGUGACCGUCAACACCAUGGUCGUUCCGAAAAUCGUAGAUCAACUUCCACAUCUCCGUUUGUCGUCAGACACAUGGCAACACUUAACGGACCUACGACUCGCUGAUCCAACGUACAACACACCUGGUCCAAUCGAUGUCUUACUCGGUGCAGACAUCGUACCAUCCAUCAUGACGGGCCACCGAGUGACCGGUCAAAUCACUCAACCCAGUGCGUUUAAUACCAUAUUUGGUUGGAUAGUCAUGGGACCAGCUGAUCAAAUACCAGCACCCACCGUUACGACCUUUACUGUUCAAUCUAAUACUGAGUUGGAAUCCGCACUAACCCGCUUUUGGAAACUCGAGGAACCAUCGCUACCAUUGUCAACAAUUGAUGACACUGACCCAGCAGAACAGAUUUUUACGAAGUCCAUCACCCGAACUCCAUCUGGACAGUUCUGCAUUGGGUUACCAUUUAAAACACCUAACCCAAUUAUUGGUGACUCAAAAAGUCAAGCGCUUCAUCGUCUCCGACACCUCGAAGUGAGAUUAGCCAAAGACAACAAUUUACGAACAAAAUACGUCGACUUUAUGCAAGACUAUUUGGACAGCAAUCACAUGGAGCUCGUUCCCAUUCAGCAACGCUCCACGCCACACCACUAUUACAUUCCACAUCAUUACAUACUACGUCCUGAUAGUCAAACAACUAAGCUACGUGUAGUAUUCGACGCAUCAGCAAAAAGUUCUGCUGGCAUCUCUCUGAAUGAUUGCUUGCACACAGGUCAAAAACUUCAAGCAGACCUGUCUCAUAUUCUGAUGCGAUCACGUUUACACAAAAUCUUGUUUACGGCAGAUAUUAAACAAAUUAUCGAAGAGUAUCGUCUGCGUACUGUGACAUACGGAACGUCAUCGGCUCCAUUUCAAGCAAUCCGAACAUUACAACAUCUGGCUACACUUUGCAAACUCACACAUCCCAUUGCAGCACAAGUUAUACACUCCGACACCUUUGUCGAUGAUAUUCUUACUGGUGCAGAAUCGAUAAAAUCAGCUCUAAACAUCCAAGAUCAAUUAACAAAAUUACUCUCGAGUGGUCAUUUCAUACUCCGAAAAUGGGCCAGCAACGCUCCUCAGGUAGUCAAUGCUGUUCCAGAAGAAGCACGCUCCACAUUAUCUUCAGUUAGCUUUGAUGAUGAGUCUGAAACAGGACUGAAAGUGCUCGGCUUACAUUGGGAUCCCAGACAUGACCACUUCCGUUACACAAUCUGA
Messenger RNA from Sipha flava (yellow sugarcane aphid), 1467 nucleotides. RefSeq lists its product as uncharacterized. The transcript has 2 exons. Bases 1 to 1467 code for a protein of 488 amino acids. NCBI's taxonomy places the organism in Eukaryota, Metazoa, Arthropoda, Insecta, Hemiptera, Aphididae. The record is from RefSeq and is a predicted model, not a curated record.